AUAUUUUAUAUUCUAAAAUAUAUAUCAUCGUAUACAAAUCAUAAUAACUGUCUUAGUCCUAAAACAUUUUUCUUUAAAUCUAAAAAGCAAACGUAAAAAAACUAACAUCAAAAACUUAUGAAAGCGCGCUAAACGAUAUUACACGAACACGCAAUGUAUCUCCCGCAUAUAUUUAAUGUCGCCAUAACAUUAAAAAUAAACACGAAAACGAAAGACAAAACCAUGAACCACUCAACCGAUUGUAUCGUAUCAUAAAUAGAAUCCGAAUACCCAUGAAACAUAUGAUUGCAAGCGAAAAACGCGUGAAAGACACAACGCGACACCCAAACCGGCCAGUCCUACGAAUACCCUAGCCCUCUGCGGACGCGCGCGGGAACUUUUUAAAAAGUAAAAAAUCUUGUCGUUGAUGUGUGAGUGAUGGAAUUUAAAAAGUUGUUUCGGCGGGAAAGCGCAAGGAUUUUGACAGAUGACAGCCGCUCUGAACAGUUGUCGUAGACGCUGACCGCUGCGAGGACGCUCGACCGAUGGGCAAGACCUCUGGCGGACGAGAUCCACCACGACCACAGCGGAUAGCUCAUAGAAGAUGUCAGCGUCCGGGGAGUGAGCUGCGGCGCAGCGUCGCCCGAAAAGACUUGCAGCUAGAGGGCCGAGGCGCGUGGGGAGGGCGCGUGCGCGGCGCCGGCGCGGCGCGGCCCGGCUGGCGGCGGCGCGAGAGGGACCAACCGCGCAGGCCCAUGGAGAUGCUAACCAGCCUCUACGCUCUGCUGUCGGGCGGGCAAGGUGUCAACCCUAAGAUCGACUCGAUUGCCUUCCGGCUGCACUGCGGCGCCACGACGGCAGCGCUGCUGGCCGCCAGCGCGGCUCUCACCACGCGCCACCUCGUUGGCAACCCUAUCGAUUGCAUACACACGAGGGACAUUCCGGAGGACGUGCUGAACACAUACUGCUGGAUCCACUCGACGUUCACAGUGGCGGGGGGCGCGGGGGAGGCGUACCCGGGGGUGAAGGGCGCGGGGGCGGCGCCCCACCGCCGCGCCAAGUACUACCAGUGGGUCGCCUUCACCUUGUUUCUACAGGUUAGUGGCUUACAGAAAGAAAAUGUACUUUUGCAGAGCAUUUUUUACAAAACGUCCUUUUAA
This is a messenger RNA of Cydia pomonella (codling moth), 1139 nucleotides long. RefSeq lists its product as uncharacterized. The transcript has 6 exons. Gene Ontology annotation, molecular function: gap junction channel activity. Gene Ontology annotation, cellular component: plasma membrane; gap junction. NCBI's taxonomy places the organism in Eukaryota, Metazoa, Arthropoda, Insecta, Lepidoptera, Tortricidae. The coding region runs from base 525 to 1139 and encodes 204 amino acids. The record is from RefSeq and is a predicted model, not a curated record.